Molecule: messenger RNA, 303 nt
Organism: Clunio marinus
Lineage: Eukaryota; Metazoa; Arthropoda; Insecta; Diptera; Chironomidae
Source: the annotation of a GenBank genome assembly
AUGGAAAGAAAAGCUGAGAUUGCUCUUACAAGCGAGACCGGAAAAAAUACAUUCCGAAGAGAAAAACAAUCAUUAAAUGUAAAUCCAAGCUUGGGAAGGAAGCAAACGACUGGAGUUGAUGGUAAUAAAUUAAAUAGUUAUGAGGAAAGGGAAGUGGCAGAGCGAGUUGCGAGUUCGUCCUCGGGAAAAAAAGAAGAGAAAGUUGUCGAGUGCUGUGGUGGGGAGAAAAGGGUGAGAAGAGUUGGAAACAACCUGGGAUAUCUUUUUCCAUUAUGCAAAUUGCCACAUCACAUACAUUCAUAG